Anopheles cruzii is the source of this 672-nucleotide messenger RNA. RefSeq names its product protein FAM136A. The record is from RefSeq and is a predicted model, not a curated record. Lineage: Eukaryota; Metazoa; Arthropoda; Insecta; Diptera; Culicidae. Gene Ontology annotation, cellular component: cytoplasm. The coding region runs from base 66 to 491 and encodes 141 amino acids. The transcript is spliced from 3 exons.
UAUCGGUCCAAAGAAGGUUUGUUUUUGUGGCCAGUGGCAAGAGAAAAAUCAGUUUCACCUGCAAAAUGAUAGAACAACAAAAGCAACGGAUAGAGAUGGAAAUCACGAGGCAGUUGGAUGAUCUGGAUCGAACGGUGUUGAGGAAAAUGCAAGCCGAUAUGCACGACUGUGCUGCAAAAUGCUGCAAGGACAUGAAUUCGUCCAUGGACACGGUACAGCAGUGCGUCGAACGAUGCUCGGUCCCGGCCCAGCGAGCGCAGCAGCACGUAGAAUCGGAGAUCAAUUCGUUCAACAGCCGGCUGCAACGGUGUGUGAUGGAUUGUAACGAUACGAUUAAGGAUAGGAUGGGACCAAGUCCUUCGGAAGGUGAUAUCGCCAAGUAUACGGCCGAAUUCGAGCGAUGCGCCAUAAAGUGUGUGGAUAAACAUGUGGGAAUUUUGCCAAAUAUGUUCGAGAGCAUGCGAAAAGUGCUACAACGCCGAUCGUCGUAAGUCGUGGUUUGCCGAGGAUCGCAAGUUAGCUGUACAUUGUCCCCACCGUUGCGCGGGAUCGGUGUGUCUCCCUGUGUAUAGCUUUAUGCAUUUAGUUUCAUCUGUUCAGAAACCAUGGUAGAUGUGCACUAGCGCAUCAGCACGCUGCAAUAAAUGAAAAACGAUUCUUCUUGUGUUUGGA